Phragmites australis (common reed) is the source of this 1432-nucleotide messenger RNA. RefSeq lists its product as uncharacterized. The transcript has a single exon. Lineage: Eukaryota; Viridiplantae; Streptophyta; Magnoliopsida; Poales; Poaceae. The record is from RefSeq and is a predicted model, not a curated record. The coding region runs from base 136 to 1410 and encodes 424 amino acids.
UUAUAUCAGCACUGACAAAUGAUUUACUUUGUCAGAUAUAACAGAAUUUACGGAUCUUAUUUAAUGAAUUAAGAUCUGCAUGUUUGUUACAGCUUAAAUUCAUAUCUGCAUGUUUCCUUGUCAUUUUACUAGAUAAUGGGUUCUUGGGAGGAGCAAGUUAGGCAAUUUUUUUUAGAGGAGGAAGAAGAGGACGAUGAGCUAUUCCUUUUACUUGUUCCUGCUUUACUUUUAUGCCUACAAGAAGAGAAAAGGCCCGUCCACACCUCCUCUCUUCCUGGUGCUAAAAAGGUUAAGGAAAUCCUAGAAGGGCAUGAGAUUUGGUGUAGAGUUGAGUUCCGCAUGGAGCCAGAGAUAUUUAGAGCCACAUCAAAUUUUCUUAGAAGGGAGAAUUUGUUGCGUGACACACGAGGUGUUUCUGUUGAGGAGCAGCUUGGGAUGUUCAUGUUCAUGCUCUCACACAAUGCUAGCAAUCAGAGGCUACAAAAAGCUUUUCAACACAGCGGGGAAAUAAUCCAUAGGAAAAUAGCAGAAGUUUUCAAUAUAAUUCCUGCCUUGACUCAAAAAUUUGUGAAGCUCCCAAGUUCAAUCCAAACUCAUACGAAAAUUGCAACAGAUCCUCGUUUUAUGCCCUUUUUUCAGGUGAGCCAUAUACUAAACACAUACCUUUCCCCAAGCUUUUCUUUCCUUGAGUGCCAAGUCCUUAAUUUCUUUCCUUAUGUGCAGAAUUGCAUUGGUGCCAUCGAUGGGACACAUAUUCCAAUCACCAUUGCAGAAGACAAGGCCCCUCCCUAUAGGAAUAGGAAAGGAACUCUGUCUCAAAAUGUUAUGUUAGCAUGCGACUUUGAUCUUAACUUCACAUUCAUUUUAUGUGGAUGGGAAGGGUCUGCAUCAGAUGCAGGGGUCCUUAGAUCUGCUCUUAGCAAGGGAUUUCAUGUGCCGGAGGGGAAAUUCUAUCUUGUAGAUGGUGGGUACGCAAACACACCAUCCUUUAUUGCCCCAUAUAGAGGAGUUCGAUACCACCACAGUGAAUUUAGGAGGCGUCGUUCAUCUCAAAGUGGUUAUGCUAACUAUAGAGAAUUGUUCAACCAUCGUCAUGCAAUACUUCGCAACCACAUAGAGAGGGCCAUUGGUGUUCUAAAGAAGCGUUUUCCGAUUCUAAAAGUAGGCACAUUCUAUCCCAUAGAGUCUCAGAUUAAGAUUCCAGCUGCAGCUGUUGCAUUUCACAAUAUAAUUAGAGGGCAAAACGGUCAAGAAGGGUGGCUAGAUGACCAACCAACUAAUAUCUCACCAGUCAACUAUGUUGAUGUUCCGGAGGGCGAUGACAACUACCCAAAUGACUUGGAGUCAAGUGAUGGAAGUACUCUCAGAGAUCAGAUCGCACUACAGAUGUGGGCUGCCUACAAUAAUUAAUUUAACAUUAUAUCUUGUAAAG